This is a messenger RNA of Sycon ciliatum, 1357 nucleotides long. RefSeq names its product peflin-like. Bases 79 to 735 code for a protein of 218 amino acids. The transcript is spliced from 2 exons. Gene Ontology annotation, biological process: COPII vesicle coat assembly. Gene Ontology annotation, molecular function: calcium ion binding. The record is from RefSeq and is a predicted model, not a curated record. NCBI's taxonomy places the organism in Eukaryota, Metazoa, Porifera, Calcarea, Leucosolenida, Sycettidae.
CGAGCCGAUGAUUUUCAAUUUUUCAGAGCAUUUUCAUUUUUCAAGAAGACGUUCAUUUCCUAGACAUUUGUUGCUGUUAUGGCGUAUCCUCGGCAGCCUGCGCCUGGCUACGGCCAGCAGCCACAUGGCCAACCCGGCCAGCCUGCUUAUGGCCAACCCGCCUAUGGUCAGCCUGCUUAUGGUCAGCCUCCACCAGCAGCAGGCCCUCCGGGAAUGCCCCAUGGAGCAGAUCCAACAUUAUGGUCCUGGUUUAUUGCUGUGGAUACGGAUCGAUCCGGACAAUUGUCUGUGCAAGAACUUCAAUCUGCUCUCCACAAUGGAAAUUGGUCACAUUUCAACCCCGAGACAUGUCGCCUUCUGAUUAGUAUGUUUGAUCGCGACCACAGUGGCACAAUCAACUUCCAGGAGUUUGCGCAGCUGUGGGCAUACAUACAGCAGUGGAAGAACUCUUUUGACAUGUUUGAUCGCGACCGCUCGGGCAGCAUUGAUCAAGGCGAGCUGAUUAACGCUUUCAGCCAGAUGGGCUAUCGCCUCGGCCCGGAGUUUGCAAAGCUGGCUUGCCUGCGUUAUAGCCGUGAAUCACCCCAAUCCAUCAAGCUGGACGAUUUCAUCCAGUGCUGUGUGCAGCUCAAGGUCCUGACGGAUGUGUUCCGGCAGCGCGACACAAACACCAAUGGUGUCAUCACCAUUGACUAUGAGAACUUCUUGACAAUGGCAAUAUUGCACAUGCCAUGAGCGACGCCCGAUCCGGUCGCUGAGAAAAGCAUGCUGCCAAGUUGCGCGGGACACGUUGCCACCGACUCUCUCUCUCUCUCUCUCUCGCUCCUCGCGGAGGAUGAGGUAACUCUGCCCAUGGAUGCCCCCAUCCUUCCCUGCGUUGUCUUUGGCUUGCUUAAAGAUUGAAGUGACCCUGUUUCCUUUCUUUCUUUCUUGCGACAUAACACCGAUACUUGCAAUCAGUACCAUUGCACGAGAUGUGUAUGGGACUAUGGGCCAUGCUGUGCGUCUGCCUGUGCUAAAUGAUGCUGUGCGCAGUCUGCACAUCUACCUGCGUCUUUGUAUAGUGUUUCUUUUAGACUUGCUCGUGUUAUGGUUUCUCCCUCGGUGAUGCUGGGGUUGUAUUAGAUGCCCUACUUCGGGCUUUGCUUUAUGAAGAAUUUGUUUCUACGUUUGUGCAAUCAUAUUAUUUUGGUAUUAUUCAGCAUUUACUGUGCGAUAUGUCAUCUUUAGGCUUUAUUUUAGCUCCCAGCUAUUCUGCUGUCUGUAAUCCCUGUCUUGCUUUUACUAGUAGUCAAUUUUUUACAAUCCCGUGGAUAUUGAUAGUCCCCACAUGAACACGGACAUCUACUACUUUUAA